UGCAUUUUAAACACACUUUUAUUUGCUGAAAUCUUAGAAAUGAUUACAAACAUUCAUAUUUCUAACUAACGGUCUUUUUUUUAUUGUAAAGCAAAGCUGCGAUUUUUUCGUAUUUUCUUGCUUCGGCAGAAUUUAUUCCUCAGGUUAUUUUCUGCUGCUGAAUUUUUUUCUAACCAGAAUUUCACUUUAUUAUUGAGUGAUAAAAAGAGGUCUCUAAAGAACGUCACUAUCUUUUACGACUAAACUGUAAAAUUAAUAACUGUUAAAUUAAGUCUUUGUCAAUCUUUCCAGUCAGCCUCUCAGAUGAAAACUGAACAUCUUGAUGUUGACGGUGUGUCGUUCACGCUUACAUGAUAACGUCUGUUUUUUUCUUUCCAGUUUAUAAUGAAUGGCUCGGUCCCCAACGCCACCCUCCCGGGAACUCUGCUUUAUUUCAACACCACCAUCCUGAACAUCACAUCUUAUCCAAACACCAGCUUUCUGGCCGUCACUAAGGCCACGACUACGUUGGGCAUCACUCAGCCACGCCCGCAGACUAACGCCACGUUCACGGCUCUUACGACUCUGGCAACUUUAACCACGACUCCUGCAGAAACGCCGGCGUCCAUAAACAUGCCGUACAUGAUCGCAGAGCUCGUCAUCGCCUUCCUGUCCACCGUGGGCAACCUGCUGGUCUGUGCCGCUGUGGGGAUGAACCGCAAGCUGCACACGGUCACUAAUUACUUUCUGGUGUCGCUGGCAGUGGCAGAUGUGUGCGUGGGGGCGCUGGCUAUCCCCUGUGCCAUCAUGACGGGUCUGGGCAUCCCGCGCCACAACCUGUACCUGUGUCUGCUCAUGCUGUCGGUGCUCAUCAUGCUGACCCAGAGCUCCAUCUUCAGCCUGCUGGCCGUGGCGGUGGAACGCUACGUGGCCAUCUUCAUGCCCUUCCGCUACCACAGCACCAUGACACCUCGCAACGCGCUGCUCGUCAUCCUGAUCACGUGGGUGCUGGCGUUCCUCAUCGGCCUGGUUCCGCUCAUGGGCUGGCACAAGACUCCGCCUGGAGACGGCUUCUGCUUCUUCGUCAACAUAGUGGAGAUGACCUACAUGGUGUACUUCAACUUCUUCGCGUGCAUCCUGACGCCACUCGUCGUCAUGUUCCUGAUCUACGCUCAGAUCUUCCUCACGGUGAAGCAGCAGAUACGGCGUAUCGCGGCGGACCGCGGUGGCCAGGCCAACAGCGAAGGAGCCACCAAUAUCAAGAAGGAGAUGAAGACGGCCACGUCGCUCUUCCUCGUGCUCUUUCUCUUCACCGUUUGCUGGAUCCCGCUGCACAUCAUCAACUGCUUCCUCCUUCUGUGUCCUACCUGCUACGUGCCCCUGCCUCUCCUGCUCACCGCCAUCAUUCUGUCGCACGCCAACUCGGCCGUCAACCCUUUCCUCUACGCGUACAAGAUGAAGUCGUUCAGAGAAGCCUUCAAAGGGAUUUUCCUGUGCUGCAGAGGCAGAGCUGAGGGACAGGAUCACCAUGACGACGGCCGCAUAGCCACCGUACACAAAUCCUGACCUCUUGAUGUUUCUCCCGUAACCUAUUUAGAACCCGAUCGUCCUCUAUAUCCAACGUAUCACUGAUCGAAGUUUCAAUAAAUUUACGUCUAGUUUUCUAAAUCCUUGAUAUUCUCUCUAUUUUUUA
Messenger RNA from Tachysurus fulvidraco (yellow catfish), 1672 nucleotides. RefSeq names its product adenosine receptor A1-like. The transcript has a single exon. Gene Ontology annotation, cellular component: membrane. Gene Ontology annotation, molecular function: G protein-coupled adenosine receptor activity. NCBI's taxonomy places the organism in Eukaryota, Metazoa, Chordata, Actinopteri, Siluriformes, Bagridae. Bases 385 to 1545 code for a protein of 386 amino acids. Gene Ontology annotation, biological process: adenylate cyclase-activating G protein-coupled receptor signaling pathway; G protein-coupled adenosine receptor signaling pathway; vasodilation. The record is from RefSeq and is a predicted model, not a curated record.